CCUGUCGGCACUUGGGAAAAUUGCCUGCAGCCCGGACGCAGCCCGCGGGGUCUGGGCACACAGGGAUAUAUAGCCUGGCGCAGAAUGAGUGCCACCGAGCUGUAUGGUGACUAUGAUCCUGACUCGUACCCUAACUUCACUGCGCCCAACUUCGACACGCUGACUCCGCUGCCUUUCCAGCUGACCCCCGUCCUGUGGGCAUCUCUGGUUCUCUACUCCCUCGUCUUCCUGCUGGGCGUGCCAGGGAACGCGGCUGUCAUCUGGGUGACGGGCUUCGGGAUGAAGCGCACGGUGAACACCGUUUGGUUCCUCAACCUGGCGGUGGCUGACCUCCUCUGCUGCCUGGCGCUGCCCUUCCUGGUCGUGCCCGUGGCCCGCGGCAACCGCUGGGAGCUGGGUGACUUCGCCUGCAAGCUGCUCCCAUCCCUCACCAUCCUGAACAUGUUUGCCAGCGUCCUGCUCCUGACGGCCAUCAGCCUGGACCGCUGCACCCUGGUGACCAAGCCCGUCUGGUGCCAGAACCACCGCACGACCCGGCUGGCCUGGGGCCUGAGCGGGGCAGCCUGGCUCCUGGCUCUGCUCAUGACCCUCCCAACCUUCAUCUUCCGGACGACGUACCACAAGGCAUUCUCAGACAAAGUGAUGUGUGUCAUGGAGUACGCUCCAGUGUCCGGUUACCAGACCGCCAUCGAGGUGUCCAUCGCUACCUUCCGCUUUGCCGCCGGCUUCCUGGUCCCCUUCGUGGUGAUUGCCACCUGCUACAGCCUGGUCCUGGCCCGUGUCCACAGGAGCCGUUUCACCCGCUCUCGCAAGACCAUUAAGGUCGUUCUUGUGGUGAUUGUCGGCUUCUUCGUAUGCUGGCUCCCCUACCACGUGGUGGGGCUGAUUCUGGCUGCCCACAAGCCCAGCAUGAGCCUGUUCAUAGGCGCCUCUAAGGUCGACCCCCUGAUUGUGGGCCUGGCCUACAUCAACAGCUGCCUCAACCCCAUCAUCUAUGUCAUCAUGGGCCAGGACUUCAAAGACCGGUUCCAGCGCUCGCUGAAGUCCAUCCUCCGCAACGUGCUGAGCGAGGAUUCGCUCCACUCCACGGCUGAUAGCAGGAAGAAGACCAAAUCCACGCUGGAGACCAAGUCCACGAUGGAGGAGCGGAGCACUGGGGUGUGAGCUGGGGAAUGGACCCCCAGGAGCCCCACAGCAGGCUGGGCUUGUGACAUGUCAGGCGACAGCUGCCUCCUCUUUGCUCACUGUCGUUAACCUGGGGAGGUCCAUGUAGGGCCCACAGCUGUGCGGCCACCUCCCCUCAUGUGCCCCAGGCCCCUGCAGACUGUGGGGCAGGGCAGACGGUGAUUUAAUGUACAUAGUGCCACCUCUAUAUUUGCAUAUCUGAAUAUUCGUGCCCUCAUUCUCCUAUUUCCCCAUCAUCCAACCCUUUGGAACCUCACUCCCCUUCCUACCCUCCCAGCUCCUGCCUUGAUUCCCCCCAAUUUCCAGUGCCCCAUGUCCCCCUGCCCCAAAUUCCUUCUCCAUCCUUAGCCCCCGUCUGGCGCCACCCCCAACAAUCCCUCUGCCAGAGAGACGUGACUGGAGCAACACUUUUGAAUCGCUCUACAACCAGAUCUCCAUGGCUACAGCAACAUGCUGGGUGGGUCUCCUCUCUGGCUAGGGUCCUCUCUGUGGUUGGAGACCUCCAUGCCGUGGGUCUCCUCUCUGGCUAGGGUCCUCUGAGAGAGAACCUGCCUCCAGGAGGCUAACUAUAGAGACGUGGCGCAUGGAGCCUCACCCUCAGCUUUGCAGCUGUCCCAGGCAGGAGCCCUGCAUUGGGUGCUUGCUAGUCCAGGACACAGGCUGGAGCUGGUGGCCCUCAGCCUGGGCCCUGCUCUCCCAAGCUAUGGGGGUAACGGCUCUGCCGGGCAGCAGUAGUAGCCUGUUACCCUCUUAUGGAAAUCAGCCAUGAGAGGGCGGCAGAGACCUGCCCUCCCUAGUGUGGGGCUUACAGAGACCAAGGGCCGCAGGGCGUGACUCUCCCUACCCCUCAUGCAGGCGUCGGCACCAGCCCCGGGUGUGACGCACAGGUUGGAACGGGGCAGCGUCUGGGCACGCACGCUGCCUGGGUGCAACUGAGCACCUGAGAGCCAGGUGCCCAUGUGCAUCCAUGCAAGCAGCCCCUGUGCAAGCUGCUGCAAGCAGCAUCCACCGGGGAAGAUUAUGGGAGAGUUUCUACCUUCCCAUCCCUGUUGCUAGAGGCUCAGAAUUUUCUGUAACUUCCCCGUUUUAGUGCUGGGAUUUUGGGGUUGGGCUUUUGGAGCCAACUGCCCCCCCCAGCACCCCGCAGGGGCACCAUCUUGGAAAUGUUGGUGGUUUGGGUUUUGUGUCAUGGGGGAGGAUGACUGGCAGGAAUUCACUGCCCUCCUGCUACAGGGCACGAGCCAGCCCCUGACUGACUGGGCCAGGGAGACUUCCCACGGGGCAAGUUGUUGAGGUUACAGGUCUGAGUGCACCUCUGCCACGCCCAGGCCUGGGGCACAGCACCCUGUGUAGCAGCCGUGCUGACCCAGAGGGUCUGAGUGAGUCCUCUGGGGCUUUCCUUUGGGAGCCUGUGCCCAGCAAGCCAAAGUAUUGUUUGUUUUAACAAUGGGAACAAAGCAUUUGGGGGUGUGGGGGAAGGGUUUUAAAAACACAGUCUGCGACCAUUAUUUUCUUACCUAAAACGAUUCUGUGAUGGGGAUCUAGACAGGGCCGACGUCGUCAGUUGCCCCAGCGGCUCCUGCAUGUCACCCUGGCCCCCCAAACACCGCCCCCCAAGGAGAUGCUUGUUACAAACUGCUCGAGUCCCUUUGUUUGCCAGUGUGCCCAGCCCUUGGGCUGGCCUGGCGCUAUCUCCUACCAGCACUCAGGCAUUUGCUGCGCAGUGGCUUAUCUUGAGCUGUCCUGCGUCCUUCCUGCUUUUUUGUGCGGCCAGACACCGAUUGAACUGAACCAACAGUUUCAUCCUGCAACGUCCACAGACAGCGGCCAUUUCUUGUCAGGGCAUGGCUCCAGCUCCGUCACCCCUCAACUCUCGUCCCUCCUGAACACCGGUCUCUGGAGCAGCUGGGACUGGCUGGGCAGAGCUGGGAGACUGCUGCAGAGUGAGUCCUGCCCUGAUCUGUGGGCCCAGAACCCCCCAGGAGGCCUCACCAUGACUCUCCCUCCAGCCCCGUGUGAUUGUGCAUUGCUCCCUCAGGGCCUAGCAGCCCUGUCCCAGUGGCUCCUCCUCACCCCGGGCUGAGGUCCCCCUGCCCCAGCGGAUAAACAGGUGGCUUUGAGGCUUGAUCCUUGGCUCUACGCCUUUCUCCAUUAGACUGUACAGGGCUGUGCUGCCACUUACUCCGGGCGAGGCCCCUGCAUUGUCUGCUGGGUCAGCACCAAUGUGUUCCUGGGGGUAUUUCCAGGUUUGCCAUAAACACAGACGUGGCUGCUGCCAGGUCUCUCCUUGAUAAUGAGUGUGCGGGGCCUGGGGUGGGAGCAUGAAGCCAUCUGUUUAUCUGCUGGGGCAGGGGGACCUUGGCCCAGGGACAAGGCACCCGAGGGGCUGAGAAUGGGGCUCCCCACACCCUGAAGGGAGUGUUGGGGUGUGUCUGUGUGUUACAUUUAGCAGUUUAUGGAGCUGACCACAAGGCUGGGCUUUUCGGGGCGCUGGUUCUCUCUUUGCCAGGGUCCCGGCCAGCAGGGCCUGCGCAGACCAGUGCGUGCACCUUAGGAAUCCCGCCCUCCCAGCAUGCGGUGCUGCUCCCAGGAGUCCUGAGUAACCACUCCCCGUGUGCGGUGAAUAAACAUGCCUCUUUGUCA
This is a messenger RNA of Dermochelys coriacea (leatherback sea turtle), 3828 nucleotides long. Its product is annotated as C5a anaphylatoxin chemotactic receptor 1. Bases 85 to 1164 code for a protein of 359 amino acids. The transcript is spliced from 2 exons. Gene Ontology annotation, cellular component: plasma membrane. Gene Ontology annotation, molecular function: G protein-coupled receptor activity; complement component C5a receptor activity. The record is from RefSeq and is a predicted model, not a curated record. Lineage: Eukaryota; Metazoa; Chordata; Testudines; Dermochelyidae. Gene Ontology annotation, biological process: complement receptor mediated signaling pathway; phospholipase C-activating G protein-coupled receptor signaling pathway; inflammatory response.